Molecule: messenger RNA, 2054 nt
Organism: Uloborus diversus
Lineage: Eukaryota; Metazoa; Arthropoda; Arachnida; Araneae; Uloboridae
Product: 17-beta-hydroxysteroid dehydrogenase 13-like
Exons: 6
Coding region: 395-1333 (312 amino acids)
Cellular component (GO): lipid droplet
Molecular function (GO): oxidoreductase activity, acting on the CH-OH group of donors, NAD or NADP as acceptor
Source: RefSeq, a predicted model, not a curated record
ACAGGCGUGAUUGAUGUCAAAAAUGAUUUGGGCAAAAUAACUUUCACUUUACAUGUUUCCUUCUUCAAUUUCUUUGUUCGUCGAAGGUCUCACUUGUAAAAAGUUAUUGCGCGUUGAAUGCUUCAUUUUUCAAUUAGAUCGAUACCGGCGUUGAGCGGAAGCCCCUUUAAUUCUUCUGUCAACUGUAUGGUAUUAAAAUCAUGAAUCCGUUAGCAAUGGAAGUACCUGAAACUUAUUUCGUUUAGUAUUUUAUUACUUAGGAGAAUUCCAUCUUGAUGUGUUCUAAAGAUUCUAAAAGAUGCAGUUCUUGUAGAUUGAUCUUAGAACUUGAUUGACUCGACCAACAAUUGAGAAAAAUUAAACGAAAUUUCAACAAGUCAAUCAUUCAGAGACAAUGAGUUGCUGUUGUUCGUCAGUUUUCGAAACUAUCCGUGUACUCUUUUGGAUGUUUUUGGACCCAUUUAUCAGACUGGGUCGUUGCUUGUGCCCAAAGCAGAAGAAGAGCAUCAAAGGCGAAAUUGUUUUACUCACCGGCGCUGGACAUGGCCUAGGAAAAGAACUAGCAUUUCGCCUUUCCGAGCUUGGACCCGUCCUUGUUCUGUGGGACAUAAACGAGGAAAACGUGGAAAAUGUUGCGACCAAGCUCCGUGUGGCUGGCAAAACAGUUUUUUCAUAUAAAGUGGAUGUGACAGACGAACAACAGGUCAUUCAAAAUGCCAACCGUGUCAAGCAAGAAGUGGGAGACGUCACCAUUCUCAUCAACAAUGCUGGGGUCUUCUCUGGUCAGCCACUCGUUGAUUUACCUAGCCAUAUUAUCAGGAGAUGCUUUGAAGUUAACUCUAUGGCUCAUUUUUGGAUGUUACAACAAUUUUUACCGAGAAUGAUGGAAUUAGAUCAAGGGCAUGUUGUUGCAGUUGCUUCCAUAGCUGGUCAUCAAGGAGUUCCUUACAUGACGGAUUACUGUGCAUCUAAAUAUGCUGCUGCUGGGUUAAUGGACGCAUUAUACAACGAGCUUCAAGCUAUGAAGAAGAAAAAUAUCCGGUUAACAACCAUCAAUCCAAUCAUCAUUACAACUGGACUUAUCUCCAAUGUUAAAACAAGGUUUCCGUGUUUACUACCUUUGCUGAGUGUUGAGGAUACAGCUGCAGUUAUCGUCAAAAGUAUUCUCAAAGAAGAGGAAGAAGUAUUUAUUCCUACGCGUAGCAAAUACCUAAAAGACUUCGUAGACUGCUUCACGAGGAGGACGAGAUGGAAGAUGUUGAAUUACGUCAAUUACGGCUUUGAUCCAGACGUUAAAAAGGAACCUCCACCGAAAGUUGCGGAAAUUGUUUAGAAGACCGUGCUUUUUUGGACUUAUUUAAAAUGUUUGAAUAAAUGAGUACAGCUUGAUAUUUUAUUACAACAGUACUUUAAUAUUAUCUUGAAAAUAACAUGUAUUGUAGACGAAGUACGAAGUAUUUUACCUGAAUCAUGAUUAUAAAGGAAGAAAUAAUGAACUGCACCAGCCUGUUCUAAGCAACUAAUUGAUUAUAGUGCUCCUCAGCAUUGUUGACACUCGGCGGAAAAGUCAAAAGCAUCAAUUCCUAUUAAAUGGGGAGGGCAGUAAACGUGAUCGACGAAUCCUAAAUUCUACAAUGUGCUCAUUAUCAGGGAGUUGGGCGCGAGUUUUCAGUUGAAAUGUAAUUUUCUACUGUAAACAAACAACGACAAUCAAGAAAAAGAACUUGUUUCGGCAGCACUUGAUUCUUGCAGCCCUGGCAUUUCAACCGGUUUUGAAGCAAACUCGUUCAAGAAAGAAUUCCAACAAUACUGAUGUCCUCUCGAUAAAUUUAAAGCUUCUAGAACUCGAUCAAACAUUGAUCAUGUUUUGACCAAAUUGUUCAGAGUUUCACUAUAACUUUUGACGACAAGAUUUAAAAAAAAAAAACUUAUGGGCUUCUCUAGAAAGCCAUGAAAGGUCAUCAGCUUUCGACUUUGCCUUAUAUAAAUUUUCUAGAUUAGUAAGUAAAAGUUUAUAUUAAUAAAACUCCCUCUGUUUCCUGUCUUCAAUAUCA